Molecule: messenger RNA, 1789 nt
Organism: Caenorhabditis auriculariae
Lineage: Eukaryota; Metazoa; Nematoda; Chromadorea; Rhabditida; Rhabditidae
Source: the annotation of a GenBank genome assembly
AUGUCCUACCACAAGGUUAGUUUUGCACUCGUUUGAAAGAUUUCUGAACCUCAGAGUUAUCCAGCUGGUUGCCUAUCAACGCGAACAUUUUUUGACGGGGGCGACGCGCUCCAUUGAAAAUCGCAAACAGACGUUGACAACGGUGAAACAAAUGUUGGAGGAAAACGCGGAAGAAGUCAACGCCGCCAUUUAUGAAGAUCUCCAUAGAGUUUUCCGGCGAGACCGAGCAGUUCUAUUAUGGCCUUGCAGGUGAACGACGAAGCCGGAAGAGUCGCCGCGGAAGCUGUCGAGAUAAUCCAGCACCUAGAAGAGUGGAGUGCUCCGACCAAGGUGCGAAUGAUUCGAGGUGUUGAUGUGAAGGGCUGAUUGCAGACGGAAGCCUCUGCUCCGUUCAAUGCAGAAGAAGAUGUCGCCUACAUCGUCCGCGAACCCGUCGGAGUCGUUUUGGUCAUCUCUCCGUGGAACUUUCCUCUUACCUGCUCUUCCCCGGCCGUCGACGCACUCGCCAGUGGUGAUUUCUAUCACAGGAAGUCAUUUUCAAUCAAUAUUCGACAGGUAACACCGUUAUUCUGAAGCCUUCUGAACUGGCUCCGCAUUUCUCCAAAACAAUUGCUCGUCUAGUAGCGAAGUACUUUGAUCCGGUGACUAUAGGUCUACUGUUGAUAUAAUUCAAAAUGAUUUGCAGAAGGUUUUUGCUGUUGUUGAAGGAGCCGUUCCAGAAACAACUGAACUUCUACAAGAACGGUUUGACCACAUAAUGUACACAGGAAACCCGACGGUCGGCAAAAUAAUCAUGACCGCUGCCGCCAAAAAUCUCACGCCUGUCACACUUGAGCUCGGGGGUAAAAAGUAAGUUCGACUGCAGUUUGAAAAAAAGAGAAGAUUUUUUUGCAGUCCGGUUCUUGUCGAGUCGGAUGCGGAUCUUGAGGAUGCAGCCAAUAAAAUCGCUUUUUCGAAAAUGUAUAACUGUGGCCAAAUCUGCCUGUCUUCAGACUACGUAAUAUUUUGAGAGUGGAACCGAUGUCAUCUAAGAUCAGGUGUUAACAACAGCUGAAACAAAACCGAAAUUAGUCGAGGCCUUGGCCAAAGUUUACAAAGAAGCUUCGCCGCUCAAAGACAACAAAGGUUUUGCCAGAAUCAUCCACGAACGUCAUUUCGAGUGAGAAUAACUAGAACAAUCGGUGACUAAGAAAAUUGGUUCAGUCGUCUUUCCACGCUCCUUUCAAAAACCAAUGGAGAAUUGCUAUUCGAAGCCGAAGAAAGACAGAAUCGCGAAGAAAAGUUCCUGCCACCUCGGGUGUACGGUAUCAAGGAAGAUGACGCCCUCAUGAGCGAAGAGGUUCUUUUUUCUUCGAAUGGAGGCCGUCAAAGCCGUUUAAACCAAAGAUUUUCGGCCCCAUCCUGCCUAUAAUCACAGUCAAAGACUUUGACGAAUCCUUGAAGUUCGUCAAAACACACGAAAAACCUCUGGGUGCCUACAUUUUCACCAAAGAUCCGAAGAAGGUUUGAAGAAAACGAUGGAAUUUCGCUGAUCACAUGAUUUCAGAUUGAGCGCUUCAUCAAAGAAACUUCGAGUGGCGGUGUUACUGUCAAUGACGUCAUGAAGCACGCAUAUUGUGAUUUUGAGAUUUCAGGAUAAAAAAGAAAUGAUCAUUUUUCAGUGCCUCAUGCACCUUUCGGAGGCGUUGGAAAUAGUGGAACUGGAAAAUUGGGUCAUCGUUAUGGAUACAAUACUUUUACUCACGAGAAAACUGUCCUUCUACGCAAAAACGUCGACUUUCAUAUCUAA